CUCAGGCAGGUGUGUGGGAUGGAUUGAAGGGUAUAAGGCUGGGAGUAGGGAGGAGAGUUAGGAAAUGUAUUGUGAUCCAGUUGAGAAACGUAGCUCUCUUACAUCACUGUCUGGCACGUCAUAAGUGAGGUACAUACAUUAGAAGAGAAGGGUCUCCAUUUUGUCAAGAGAAAAAAGGAAAUUAUUGGACUUCUGUCCAGGCCAGAACUCAAGAUGGCUGUGCUCUUGUUGAGACAUAUUGGCUGUCAUUGCCUCUGUGCCCACCUUGGUCCUCAGCUCUGUAUCAGAAACUGGUCUCUUCCCAUGGUGAUGUCCAUUUGCCACCAUGACACUGGUAUUGCCUUGAGUGCAGGGGUUGGGAUCAGGAAAGGGCCUGACAGUUCCCCAGCUAUACCAGUCAGGAGUGCUUGUCUUGGUUCUUACUGUGUUGUCCUCUGUAGGGCUGGCAGCCCUGUGAAGAGCCGAAGUUCCCAGCAUCAUCUUCCUACAAAUUAUUACACUGACCUGUCUUCCUGCUUGUCACUCCUGUCUUCAGCCAGGGCAAAGUUCUCCUGAUUUGUUUAGACCCUUUUGUGCUUGCAGAUCCCCUUGGAGCUCAGCAGUAGAGGACCUUAUAGAACCAUAGUAGUGGAAAAGGGUCCAGUUUUCCCCUUAUUUCUUUCUUUUUAUUUUAUUUUAUUUUAUUUUUGCGGUACGCGGGCCUCUCACUGUUGUGGCCUCCCCCAUUGCGGAGCACAGGCUCCGGACGCGCAGGCUCAGCGGCCAUGGCUCACGGGUCCAGCCGCUCCGCGGCAUGUGGGAUCUUCCCGGACCGGGGCACGAACCCGUGUCCCCUGCAUCGGCAGGCAGACUCUCAACCACUGCGU
This is a messenger RNA of Orcinus orca (killer whale), 866 nucleotides long. Its product is annotated as succinate dehydrogenase cytochrome b560 subunit, mitochondrial-like. The record is from RefSeq and is a predicted model, not a curated record. Lineage: Eukaryota; Metazoa; Chordata; Mammalia; Artiodactyla; Delphinidae. The transcript is spliced from 3 exons. The coding region runs from base 214 to 555 and encodes 113 amino acids.